CGCCCUGCAAUCUUGUAGUCCGGAACUCUCGCAGCAGCUACACCAUGUCGACCGUCCCCUCGCGCACCGCAACGCCCUCGGGCGACACGGGCAGCCACACCGUACAACAGACCCGUCCCACCCCCGUCCUGCGCCUCUCCGCGCCGUCGGGAGUACUGCGCCUGCGCGCCGCACCCGAAGAGCGACGCCACAUCCAAUGGGCCGAGGACGUGAUCGACAACGAGGGCAUGGGCAAGAAGAGCAGCAAAGUGUGCUGCAUAUACCACGCCCCCCGCGAAGCCGGCGAGUCGAGCGACGAGUCUUCUGACAGCUCGAGCUCUGACGACUCGGAUAGUGAGCCGGACAAUAGCACCGCGCGGCCUAGCAGAAGCUCCCGACGCGCGAGGAAGCCGGCACACGACCACGACAACGAUGACUGCGAGCAUGACCAUGGCGCAGGCGAGGGCGGCAAGCCGAGGAGGAAGACCAAGAGGGCGCCCAGUCCGAAUGCGUACGAGAAGGUCCCGAAGCCGAAGAAGUGAGGCGCGGUGGUGAUACCAUGAUUGGCUUCACACAGCGAGGCGUUUGGAAUUUUGCUUGCGGAUUGCUUGUAGCUUUGCAUAGCGAAGGCGAGAUCAAUGGUGUUGGACUUGGUGCUAGAUCUUAGACUCAUCAAGACACAAAGACGUUAUUACCCUGUACUCUGCAGCGCAGCAACGUGCCAUUAUUUGCCAUAGCGACACCGAACUGACACUCUUAC
Messenger RNA from Boeremia exigua, 739 nucleotides. Its product is annotated as type 1 phosphatases regulator YPI1. The transcript is spliced from 2 exons. NCBI's taxonomy places the organism in Eukaryota, Fungi, Ascomycota, Dothideomycetes, Pleosporales, Didymellaceae. Gene Ontology annotation, molecular function: protein phosphatase 1 binding; protein serine/threonine phosphatase inhibitor activity. The record is from RefSeq and is a predicted model, not a curated record. The coding region runs from base 45 to 521 and encodes 158 amino acids. Gene Ontology annotation, cellular component: nucleus.